Messenger RNA from Caenorhabditis remanei, 774 nucleotides. RefSeq lists its product as uncharacterized. Bases 1 to 774 code for a protein of 257 amino acids. The transcript is spliced from 5 exons. Gene Ontology annotation, molecular function: phosphatidylinositol-4,5-bisphosphate 4-phosphatase activity. NCBI's taxonomy places the organism in Eukaryota, Metazoa, Nematoda, Chromadorea, Rhabditida, Rhabditidae. The record is from RefSeq and is a predicted model, not a curated record. Gene Ontology annotation, cellular component: late endosome membrane; phagocytic vesicle membrane; plasma membrane. Gene Ontology annotation, biological process: phosphatidylinositol dephosphorylation.
AUGGACGUUCCACCAGAGGAUCAUGUGGGGAAUCAAGAGACGCAACCACUUCUCGAUGAGGGUAUUGGAAUGUAUUCGGAGGAUAUGGAUAGAGAUAAUGAACCAGAAUAUAUUACUGAAUACGGAGAUGGUACCGAGUCGGCACAGAGAGCGCAGAGGCCCAAUGGAGCGACAGUCCUUUGUCGUGUAUGUGACGUGCCAGUGUCACUGGAAGGACGCAAUCAGCAACACGUUGUCAAAUGCCACAGUUGCGACGAGGCGACACCGAUUCGUCCGGCUCCACCAGGCAAAAAAUACGUGAGAUGUCCGUGCAAUUGCCUUCUGAUUUGCAAGGCGUCGUCGACGAGAAUCGCGUGUCCACGGAAUAAUUGUCGUCGGGUUAUCACUUUGGCAGGUCAACGUGAUCCAGGAACCGCAAUCCGAGCUCCGACUGGAAGUUGCCGUGUGAAAUGUAAUCAUUGCAAUGAGAUAUUCCUCUUCAAUACUCUCACAAAUGCUCUCGCCAACUGCCCUCACUGCAAAAAGUACUCGACAGUCGGAAAUUUCGCUCGUCGUCGUGCACUACUUUUCUUCGUUCUAGCUGCGACUGUCGCCGUUCUCGCUGUGAUUCUCACAAUGUUGACGAAUGCUUCGACAUUCAACAAAAUCUACAUGGUGCCCAUUCUGAUUGGAUUAUAUGGAUGUGCCCUCUACACUGCAUACAAAAGUUUCAACUACUAUACGUGCCGGAAGAGUGAAAUUAUUGGACCUGUCGAGGGAAUCGACAACUUCUGA